Messenger RNA from Neltuma alba, 1780 nucleotides. RefSeq names its product protein phosphatase inhibitor 2-like. Gene Ontology annotation, biological process: regulation of signal transduction. The transcript has 4 exons. The record is from RefSeq and is a predicted model, not a curated record. The coding region runs from base 905 to 1402 and encodes 165 amino acids. Gene Ontology annotation, molecular function: protein phosphatase inhibitor activity. NCBI's taxonomy places the organism in Eukaryota, Viridiplantae, Streptophyta, Magnoliopsida, Fabales, Fabaceae.
UUUUCCUAUUGUUGGACGAUGCUGAAAAGUCUUGAAGCUGGAUUUGAGUGUUUUGCGAUUUUAACGUUAUAAUUAUAAUGCAUUUGCUUCUUGCUUGUGGAGUCACGUGUUUUUCCUUCUCAAUUCAGUGGCAUAAACGUCGUUUUCAUUGAAAUGUUUAUUUCCUAAAAUUUUGGGUUUUGAGUGUGAAUUGCGCCCAUGAAUGAAAGCUUACAAAAUGCUGUCGAAGUCCCUACUACCGCAAAUAUUGGUCGCGGUGGAAUAUAUUCAUUCAUAAUAUAUUCUGUCUGCCCUUCAAUAAGGAAAGCCUUCCUUCAGACUAUCGAUUUAUUGUUAUCGAAAAACUUUAGAUUAAUUCAAACGUGGUUCAGGGGUUCAGAUCCCAGUCAAAAUGGACCACAAUCCCCGAGAUCCUUUGGGUUAGUUGUAUGAUCAUACAUUUAGAAGCGUGGAAAAAAUGAAGCAUUGUUUAUGAUUAUGAUGACUGGAAUAGUAAAUAUUAUUUAUCUUUCCUUUUCUUGUAUGUUUGUCACAUUAAUCAAUGGUGCUUUAGCUAUCAACCAUUUUCCUUAAUAAUGACGUGAUCAACUAACUUAUAUCAUCUUUAUCAUGGUGACAUAUCUGUUUAACAACCCAUCAGUAUGAGAUGGCAGUACUAUCUUUUCCCAUGUUUGCUUUUUUUGAGUUUUACGGUUGCUUCAUCAAAUCUAAAUUCACAUUUUCUACCUCUGAGUUUGUUAAUAGCAUUUACCGGCUCCUAUUGCCCUUUGGUUUCCCACCAAAUAUGUGAUUUUGCAGUUUCACGACUUAACAAAAAAUGUGAUUGUGCCUUUUCAGUUGUCCAAGCCGCUUGGAGAUUGAUUUGCAUGCUCAUCGUGUUUGAAGAGUUCGUCCAUCUAGCAAAAUGAAGGGCCGUGUAACAUGGGAUGAGGCUAACAUUGAAGAAAUUGAGGCAAACAAACCUGUGAGGCAGAAAAUUACUGAGCCUAAGACUCCAUAUCACCCUAUGAUUGAUGACGAUGAUUCUCCAACUCUUCAAGGAAGCUUUGAUUCGUGUAUUGACAAUAACAAUAUCACGGUGGUAGCUGAAGAUGGGGCCUCUUGUAGUAGAAACAGAACUGGACAAUCUAGUGGCUGGACGUCUUCUGAGGACGAAUCAGACGCAAUGGAACAAGAUGAUGAAGAUCGGAGCCUCAGGUUCAAAGAACACAGAAAAGCUCACUAUGAUGAAUUUUUCAAGGUCAAAGAGCUGCGGCAAAAGGGUUCUUUGCUUGGGGAAGAAAGUGAUGAAGAUAACAUGAAGCUUGGUGAUAAGGGGAAUUAUGACUCAACAUCACUUAGUGCAAGUGUGGAAGGGAUAGACAUUAAUGGAAAGAAAAACUCAGACCCUGCACCUAGCUAAUGAUUUUUGGAUGAUGAUCGUCUAAUAAAGCUCACCCCUGUUUUGGUCUUUUAUUGUGUGGAUACGAAACAACUGUACGGUUCAAUUGUAUCUUGGGCACAAUAUGAUUAUAGACUUUCAUUCUUCAUCCACAAUGAUCAUUGAUCAUCUAAACUAAUUCGAUCUUUUGCAAUCUUGUAAUCUAGAAAAUAUGUUGAUGAGUCUUGAUGCGAACUCAUAAGCAAGAAUUUUUAGGCAAUUUGUUUGUGGGUGUUAGAUUGUGCUCUAAAAUGAUUCAGAUGGGGUGCCUGAAUAUUUUACGGCAGGUUUAGAUCCUGUUUUUAUCCUCAUGUAUCACUAGCACUUAAAAAGCUAUAUCUAAUAUUCUCUUUUAUCUAC